AUGCACGCUUUGCAUAUAUUUACACUCGCAAUAGCAGUUUUUCUAAUUGUUGAUGCGUUACCUUAUGAACAAUCUAAAGUGUAUACAAUUCCGCUAAAGAAGAAAACAAUCACUCGUCGGAGGGCGCUUAGGCGAGAUGUCGGAAACGUGGAAGUAUCGCAACAACCACCGGACAUUGCAUAUUUUGGAGAAGUUACUUUCGGCGACACACAGACCUUUGAUAUACAAUUCGAUACGGGAUCAGCCGAUUUUUUUGUUACUUCUAUAGACUGUAACUCACCUGCAUGCGAAGUCAAAAACAAAUAUGAUCCAAAUGAAGAUGCAUCAUUCGUAGAUAUUGACAAAACUUUCAGUGUCGAUUACGAUAGAGGAAGCGCAUCAGGACAGACAUCAGGCACGACCUCGAUCAAAAUCGGUGAUUUUACGGUAGAAGCACAAGAGUUCGGAUUGGCUGACACGCUUUCCGAUGAUUUUACUCGCGACGAAUACGAUGGUAUAAUGGGGAUGGCGCUUAGCUCAGCAAGUGAAAAUGGUCAACUCACACCAAUAACGAACCUUAUAAAUAAUAAUAAUCUCGAUCAACCACAAUUCGCUUUUAAGCUUGGGAGAGAUGCAGAUGGUACGGAAAGCGAAUUAACAAUCGGCGGGAUUAAUCAAGCAAGACUCAAUGGUCAACUUACCUGGUCAAAUCUAGCAGAUAAUAAUCGUGGUCACUGGCUGAUUCCUCUUGAUGACUGCUUUGUCGAUGGCCAAGCAUUGAAUUUCCAAGGUCGUAAUGCAAACAUCGAUACUGGAACCACAUUAAUGAUUGUGCCAAUUGCUGAUGCCCGGCAAAUUUAUGCUCAAAUUACCGAAGCCGAAGAGCAAGAUAACGGGCGCUUCUCUUUGCCUUGUGAAAACGAAAACAUAAUUGGUCUGAGAAUCAAUGGUGUGACCUGGAAUAUGGACUUUAGAGAUUUUGUAACCGAAGACGGAGAUGAAUGUUUUGGCGCGAUAGAGGGAGACGAUACAGGAUCAGACACCGAAUGGGUUGUUGGCGCUGCCUUCUUAAAGAAUGUAUACAGCGUUUUUGAUCAAGGCAAUCUACAGGUUGGAUUUGGUCAAUUAGCCUAA
This is a messenger RNA of Ambispora leptoticha, 1113 nucleotides long. Lineage: Eukaryota; Fungi; Glomeromycota; Glomeromycetes; Archaeosporales; Ambisporaceae. The record is from the annotation of a GenBank genome assembly.